Messenger RNA from Raphanus sativus (radish), 2275 nucleotides. RefSeq lists its product as uncharacterized. The coding region runs from base 428 to 2275 and encodes 615 amino acids. The record is from RefSeq and is a predicted model, not a curated record. The transcript has 3 exons. Gene Ontology annotation, molecular function: zinc ion binding. NCBI's taxonomy places the organism in Eukaryota, Viridiplantae, Streptophyta, Magnoliopsida, Brassicales, Brassicaceae.
AUAAAAAUUGUUUGUGGUCAAUGGAUAUUUGGUAAAAACAAAUGGUUAUUUGGUGUUGAUAAAGGAACGAGGAGUAAAGCUAUAGCUGUAGACGACAAAACUAGUUAUGAUGAUUUUGUUCAUAUGGUGAUCAAAGAGUACAAGGUUAAUGAGCAGAUUUAUGACGUCGAAUUGAGCUACAUGUUUCCAAAGAAAGUUUUGUUGACGUUACCCCACAACACACCACCUGUGGAUAUUAAAAAUCAGAGACAAUUCACUGGAUUUUUGGAACAGCUCAAGAUGGAAGCAAUGCAACUUUGUCUUGAACUUAAGGAACGAGUUUUAGAAGAAGACGAGGAUGCAAGUGAUGAUGAAGACGAAGGCUCUAUAUUUGAUUAUUGUGAUGAUUUAGAUGGCGCAUCUUCAGGUGACGAAGACUUUGCAUUGAAUGGGAUUCAUGCUGAAGAAGAAGAAAAGGAAGAAGAAGAGAAGAAAAAAAAAUUCACCUCCUAUGAAAAGUGGUUCCACAUCUGCAAGCGCUCCGGUAAAAAGGGGUAGUGAUCAUGUUAAGCUAGAAUUAGAUGCACUUAAUAUAGCUGUUGGACAAAGAUAUGAUACGAAAGAUGCACUGGAGACUAGGUUGAAGAUCUUGUCAGUCCUUCAUCAGUUUGAUUUUAGGGUAGAUAGAUCAGCGACAGAUAUAUUAACUAUUAAGUGUUGGGUAGAAGGAUGUACAUGGAGAGUACGAGCUACCCCAGUUGGUAAUUCUACUCAGUUUACCAUUCGUACACACGUUUCAGACCAUUCAUGUUCCACUACAGAACGUUCUGCCAGUGCCCGACAAGCGACUCCAGAAAUUCUUGCAAGACUAUAUGUGGACCAUGUUGGAGGUGUUGAUUCAAAAGUUCUCCCGAAACAUGUUGGAGAUGCCUUAAACAUGAGAUUUGGUGUCAAGAUGGAGUACUGGAAGUCUCAUCGGACACUUUUACGCGCACGAGAUAUUGUUAGAGGUUCUGCGGAGAGUGGAUACUCAGAGUUGCCCAUGUAUCUGUAUCACAUAAGAAAAGCAAAUCCUGGAACUUUCACACAUUUGGAAGUUGAUGAGGUUAACAGAUUCAAGUAUUUGUUCCUUGCAUUCGGUGCAAGUAUAACUGGAUUUCCCUACAUGAGAAAAGUAAUUGUCGUGGAUGGUACAUACCUUCAGGGAAAAUAUAAAGGAACACUACUGACGGCAACAGCUCAAGAUGGAAAUUUUCAGAUAUUUCCUAUUGCUUUUGCAGUUGUUGAUAGCGAAAAUGAUGAUUCUUGGGAGUGGUUUUUUCAACAACUAAGUAAGGUAAUUCCCGAUGACGAAGAACUGGCAGUUAUUUCUGAUAGACAUAGAGCUAUAGGUAAUGCUAUUGGAAAAGUGUAUCCUAAGUCUAGUCGAGGAAUUUGCACCUACCAUCUUUACAAAAAUAUAUUGCAACGGUUCAGAGGCGGUGAUGCAUUCAGAUUGGUUAAAAAAGCUGCAAGUGCUUUUACGUUGGCUGAUUUUGAUACAACAUUUGAAGAGAUCCAAGCGAUGAAUCCAGGAUUACAUAAAUAUUUGGAAACUGCUGAUAUACAAAAAUGGGCUCGUGUGCAUUUUCCUGGGGAUAGAUACAACUUAUUGACGACAAACAUUGCCGAGUCCAUCAACAAAGUCAUCUCAAGCUCAAGAACUUUGCCCAUUGUAAAACUCUUGGACGCAAUACGGUUAAUGAUGACAAGAUGGUUUACAAGUAGGAGAACAGCUGCAGGAACAACAAAGACAACCUUGACUCGUGGAGUUGAGAUACUUUUGGAGAAACGUGUACCAAAUGCCAAGAUGCUUACAGUUCAAUCAAUCGAUUUGCAUCAUUCACAAGUUACAACCGGUUCGUCUCUGCAUAUCGUUAAUUUAGCAGGAAGACAAUGUACAUGUCGUCGGUUUGAUAAGGAGAAAUUACCAUGUGUUCAUGCAAUUGCGGCGGCGGAAGCACGGAAGCUAAGCACCAUAUCACUUUGUCACCCCUAUUAUCACAGCUCAUACUUGUUGAACGCUUAUUCUACUUCCAUAAUGCCAAGAGAUGUUGCUUCACCAGUUCCAGAAAAAAUUACAACAAAGAUUUGCUUGCCUCCAGUUAUACAAGCACAACCUGGAAGACCUAAAAAGUCAAGGAUGAAGUCGGCUUUAGAGAAAGCCACUGAGAAAAAACGACCCAGAAAACAACAUUUAUGUUCAACGUGCCAUCAGUCUGGACAUAACUGUAAGACAUGCAAGAUUCAAGCUUAG